Menidia menidia (Atlantic silverside) is the source of this 2400-nucleotide messenger RNA. NCBI's taxonomy places the organism in Eukaryota, Metazoa, Chordata, Actinopteri, Atheriniformes, Atherinopsidae. The record is from the annotation of a GenBank genome assembly.
AUGGAAGCGGCCAAAGCAGAGGAGCUGUCAGCCGGACAGGCUGCGUCUAUAUUCGGACGAUCAGAUCUGGAGGGUCAGAGGAGCAAUGCUGAGCGGAGAAAGAAACGGAUCUACUACAGUAAAAUCACUAUUGGGGUUCUGCUGCUGUGCUUACUGGUCAUCCUCUUGGCUGUGGUUAUUUCAGUGAGAAUGGGCGCUGCUGAGAGAGCAGGCGGGGAGCUCUGGAUGGAGGUCUCUGCUGAAGUCCAACAGCCACAGUGUCCACCUGGUUUUUCCAAGCCUCCUCUCAUCCUGGUGUCUUUGGACGGUUUUCGGGCAGAGUACCUCAAAGAUCACAAGAGCCACGUGCCCAUUAUCAACAAGCUGCGAAAUGACGGAACAACAGCACCCUACAUGAGGCCCAUCUAUCCCACAAAGACCUUCCCCAACCACUACACUAUUGUGACCGGUCUUUAUCCAGAGUCUCAUGGGAUUGUGGACAACAAGAUGUAUGAUGUGACACGCAACAGCUUUUUCAGUUUGAAAACUAAUGAAAAGUUCAACUCCAACUGGUAUCAAGGGGAACCAGUCUGGAUCACUGCCAUGCGCCAGAAGCUGAGAGCAGCAACUUUCUUCUGGCCGGGCUCUGAUGUGGCAAUAAAUGGCACCUUUCCAAAUUACUACCAGCCUUAUGACAAGUCUGUCUCAUUUGAGACCAGAGUGUCAACACUGCUUGAGUGGCUCAGCCUGCCUGAGGAAGAAAGACCGGACUUUUAUACUUUGUACCUGGAUGAACCGGACACUGCAGGACAUUAUUAUGGCCCAGGAAGCCGACAGGUGAUUUACUCUUUGGAAAAGGUUGACAGGAUUCUGGGCAAGGUGAUGGAUGGCCUCGUAGCGAGAAACCUGCACCAGUGUGUCAACAUUAUAAUCAUAUCUGACCAUGGCAUGGAGAAGGCUACAUGUGAAAAGGCAGUGUAUGUUUCAGACUACCUGCAGCACACAUCUGACUUUAAUGUCAUCCAAGGCCCAGCCGCUCGCAUCAGACCCAAGCGUCUCCCAGAGGAUUACUUCUCCUUCGACUACGAGGGCCUGGUGAAGAACCUGUCGUGCAGGACCCCUGACCAGCAAAUGAGGCCUUACCUCAAAGAAAACCUCCCCAAAAGGAUGCACUUUGCGAACAACCACCGAAUAGAGAGAGGGCACCUUUAUAUGAAGUCAGGCUGGCAGGCCGCACUAAGCGCAAAAGAAAUCAAGUAUUGCUCUGGGGGUUUCCACGGCUCAGAUAACAUCCUCACCAACAUGCAGGCGAUCUUCAUAGGCUACGGUCCAGGAUUUAAAGAAAACACAGUUGUGCCCCCCUUUGAAAACAUCGAACUAUAUAACCUCAUGUGUGAUCUUCUAGGUAUUCGUCCGGCUCCGAACAACGGGACCCACGGCAGUCUGAACCACCUCCUGAGGCAGCCCGUCCACCUGCCAGUGCACCCAGCACAGCGGUCCCACGAGACCCCCUGCGAGGCCACUGAGUUCCUCCCCACUGACCCCCUGCACUGCAACUGUUCAUCUAAAACCAUUAUGGAGGACCUCAUGAACAGAAAUCUUACAACGAUGGAUUCAAGCACCAAAGCCAGUUUACGUCGCCUUCACCAGCCCUUUGGCAGCCCUACGGUUGUCCAGCCAGGUGCCUCCUACUGUCAGCUGUACCACUCUGACUACCUCAACGGAUACAGUAAAAACCGCAUGAUGCCCCUCUGGGUGUCGUACACGCUCCAGCCUUCGACCAGAACGAUAUCCCCGGAACCAGACUUGGAGGCCUGUGUUCGUGCGGAUGUUCGCGUCCCAGCUCCCGCCAGCCAUCUGUGCCUGCGCUACAGAGAUGACCCCGCUCUGUCCUAUGGCCCGCUGCACCCUUACUAUCUGAGUUCCCGCGGCCCUGAGAAAGACUCUAUUCUCAACAGCAACAUGGCACCAAUGUUUCCUGCUUUUAAAAAUGUUUGGAACCAUUUCCAUUUCUCUAUACUUAUAAACUAUUCAAAUCAGCUUAAUGGAGUCAACGUCAUCAGUGGGCCAAUAUUUGAUAAAGACUUCGAUGGAAAUGAGGAUCCACUUCCCCAAGUUUCAGCGAAUGAAGCUCCCGUCCCGACACAUUUCUUUUUGAUCCUCACCAGCUGCCGUAACUCCACAUUCAGCCCCCUUAACUGUGAGGGUCCACUUCAGGUCAGGUCUUUCAUCCUUCCCCACAGGCCUGAAAACACAGAAUUCUGUGCCGACCCGGAUAAACUGGACUUUGUGGAGGAGUGGAUGCAGUUUCACACUGCUCGAGUCAGAGACAUCGAGCUUCUCACAGGACUCAGCUUCUAUCACGACAGGUUAUCAGUGGAACAGACGCUACAGCUCAAGACAUUUCUACACAUCGAUUAA